AGUGGUGCACCCCCUCCUAAGAGAAAUCCUGGAUCUGCCCUUGUGACUGGGGUUCUAUAGGAAAAGAAAGGGGCUAAUGACGCAAGUGGGGUUGUACUUAGUGCGGUAAGACACACACUCUCUCUUUUUCCCGCAGGUGCUUGGCAACCUGGUCUUAAGUGGAUCCGCGGACGGUAUGAUUUUGUUCUGGAACCUGGAAACUGGAGAAUGCGAGGUUGCUAUUCAGGGUCACGAGGGCCCAGUCCACUCUCUUGAUUACAACGAUCAUCAGCAUUUCUUCUCGUCCGGAGGGGACCAUUUGUUGAAAGAAUGGGACAUAAGUACGUGCACGUGUCUAAGAUCCUUACAGGGACAUAGAGGGCCGGUGUUUUGUGUUAAGGCCGUCCCACACAGGGUCGUGUCCUGCUCUGCCGAUGGAUUCACGAGGGUCUGGGACCUGGAUUUUCCAGAUGGAAAGUACCAAGGUAAGAAUAUUGCCGUUCAAGACAACGUCAUCACGCCGCACACAAUUCAACAGAGUAAUCCCAAAAAAGUUAUUUGAUGGAAGGAGAGAGAGAAAGCAGUUUUGUAGCGCUUCGAUUAUAGAAUAAAUAGUUGUUCUGGUUCGCGUUUUAAUUUGUUUGCUUUCUUCUUGAGUUUUUCUUCGACGUACAGGUGCGAUAUAGUAAAAAGCCGCGUGUAAGAACCGACAAUUUUUAGUCUGGCAACAUAGGUUCUUGUAUCUUGGGGUAGUUAUUGACAAUUUAGGCAAAGCAGGUUGUUAAUUAGGUUCUUAAUUUCGAUGAAGUAGAUAUGGUUGUUGAUUACCAGAAAAAUUUUUAAACCUGGGUUUGGUCCUUGAAUUUUGUUUCCUAACUGUAAUAUGUAUUUUCUUGUAAUGUAGAGUUGUAAUCUGAAAGUCACUCCUUGGUUAAAAUGUUUAUCAUAAAUUUACUGUAACCCACACAUAAGAACCUGCUUGAUCUUGCUUGGCUAAAC
Molecule: messenger RNA, 978 nt
Organism: Orbicella faveolata
Lineage: Eukaryota; Metazoa; Cnidaria; Anthozoa; Scleractinia; Merulinidae
Molecular function (GO): protein binding
Source: RefSeq, a predicted model, not a curated record